Malania oleifera is the source of this 2239-nucleotide messenger RNA. Its product is annotated as chaperone protein dnaJ GFA2, mitochondrial. The coding region runs from base 569 to 1906 and encodes 445 amino acids. Gene Ontology annotation, cellular component: cytoplasm. Gene Ontology annotation, molecular function: ATP binding; heat shock protein binding. The record is from RefSeq and is a predicted model, not a curated record. The transcript is spliced from 20 exons. Gene Ontology annotation, biological process: response to heat; protein refolding. NCBI's taxonomy places the organism in Eukaryota, Viridiplantae, Streptophyta, Magnoliopsida, Santalales, Ximeniaceae.
GCCACACGGCCCACCCCCCCCGGCCCAGAUUCUCAGCACGGGUCACAGACUGCACACAGUACUCACGCGACCACCUCACUCAUCUGAAUCUUUUGAUUCUUCUUUCAUUCUCUGCGCUCUCUGCGUUCUCACCUCCCUGUUCCCGGUCACUUUGUUUAGGGUUUCAUACAUUUUUCGUCGCCGUCGUCGAUUGCCGCCCAUCGCUCGCUCGCUCGCGGAGCCUUGUGAGUCCGUGACAAUCCUUGCCUCGCGGUGUUGCCGUACCUUCGCCAGUUCGCUGUUCGCCCAUCGCUCUCUCGCUCGAGUCGCUCGUCGUUACAGUGGUUUCACUUUCGUCGUCGUCGACUGCCGCCUAUCACUCGCUUGCUGCUUCAGCUUCACGAACCACGGAACCAGCAAAGCACUUCUGCGUGCUUGCAGGGUACUAGAACCUUCUUCUGCCACAGAAGGCCAGUGGCGCCUCCUCUUCCCCUUUUCCCAACCCACUACACCCCCAGCCAAGACCAGAAUAGAAGGCAAACAGAAGCAAGAAAAAAACUUUCCCAUCCACAUAUCUCCUGAAAAAAUAAUGGUUCGCUCCCAUGGCGUUCAGCUUCUCUGCCGGUUUGCCCACUGGUCUCCUUCCCUUCUGCAAGACUUCACCAAGGCCCUCGGUGAAUCAUUGAUGCGAGUGGGCUACAGAAAUUAUUACAAAGCAGCAAUAUGCAACCCAUCAAGGGUUCUUGGAAGUUCCAAUCCUGAAAUUGUGAAUCGGUUGUGGUUUGGAGCUUCGAAUGGAAGUUGGGGUGCAGUGCGGUUCAUUCAUGGAACUGCACAUAUGGCAGCGAAAGAUUAUUAUGAUGUGCUUGGUGUGAGCAGGAAUGCAAGUGCUUCUGAAAUCAAGAAAGCCUAUUAUGGACUCGCCAAAAAGCUUCAUCCAGAUGCAAAUAAAGAUGAUGCUGAUGCUGAAGCGAAGUUUCAAGAAGUUCAGGAGGCAUAUGAGGUUUUGAAAGAUGAGGAAAAACGUUCACUUUAUGACCAGGUUGGCCAUGAUGCAUUUAAACAAGCUUCUGAAGGAGGCCCUGGUGGUCCUGGCAUGAGAAAUCCGUUUGAGGACAUUUUUUCCACACCGAUGGAUGAUAUUUUCAAGUCAAUAUUUAGGGAUCGGAGGCUUGGAGGCGAGGAUGUUCAGGUUUCUAUUGAACUGUCCUUCAUGGAAGCUGUUCAAGGAUGCACCAAAACUGUGUCAUUUCAAACUGAUUUGCCUUGUGAAGCUUGUGGUGGAGCUGGUGUUCCUCCUGGGACUAAGCCUGAAACAUGUAGACACUGUAGAGGUGCAGGCAUGAGAUUCGCGCAGCAGGGCCCAUUUAGGUUUCAGUCUACCUGUACUGCCUGCGGUGGGAGUGGGAAAACUGUGAAGACCUUCUGCAAGUCAUGCAAUGGACGACGUGUAAUGAAAGGAUUGAAGUCGGUCAAGUUGGAUAUUAUGCCAGGAGUGGAUACUGAAGAAACUAUAAAGAUGCACCGGACUGGUGGAGCAGAUCCUGAGGGCGAUCAACCUGGUGAUCUAUAUGUUACUAUUAAGGUCAGAGAAGACCCUGUUUUCCGAAGAGAAGGCUCUGACAUUCAUGUUGAUGCUGUCUUAAGUAUCACUCAGGCAAUUUUGGGAGGAACCAUCCAAGUCCCAACUCUCACAGGAGAUGUUGUCCUCAAGGUCCGUGCUGGCACACAGCCUGGUCAAAAAGUGGUUCUGAAGAAAAAGGGGAUUAAGGCCAGGAGCUCCAUCUCAUUUGGGGAUCAAUAUGUGCACUUUAAUGUCAGCAUUCCAACGAGCUUGACACAAAGACAACGUCAACUUAUUGAAGAGUUUUCCAAGGAAGAGCAAGGGGAGUAUGAUAAGAGUGCUGCUGCUGGAGCAUCGAGAUAAAGAGAUCGACCAUAGUAGCCCCCAUUCAGUCAUAUAAAUUAUUGUAGUUCAUGCCAAGCUUGAAGAAAAGUGAAUGGACGAGUAGAUGGUAUUUGAGAAAUGACCCACCCAACUAGUUUUGGGAGUUUUGUAGAAGAAAUUUUGGGUUGCAAUUUUGAUUUUUUUCCCCUUUUCUUAAGAGAGGUGUGUAAUAUUUUCCUUCCUCAAGACUCCAUUACAUUUAAUCAUUUGAGGCCAUCGUGGGUCAUCUUAUUAUGGGUUUUAGCUUAUAUUGUACAUAUAUCGAUAUUAUUAUUACAUGAUAAUGAAACAUUGCUUCUUGUUUUGGUGAUU